Messenger RNA from Otolemur garnettii (small-eared galago), 3033 nucleotides. It is a transcript of the gene AGBL3, whose product is annotated as ATP/GTP binding protein like 3. The record is from RefSeq and is a predicted model, not a curated record. NCBI's taxonomy places the organism in Eukaryota, Metazoa, Chordata, Mammalia, Primates, Galagidae. Gene Ontology annotation, biological process: proteolysis. The transcript has 16 exons. Gene Ontology annotation, molecular function: zinc ion binding; metallocarboxypeptidase activity.
AUGUAAUAAACACCUUCAGAUGAAAAAAGAAACUGUCAAAUAAUUUCCUUAGAAAUUGUUUUACAGCUUAAUCCAUAUAAUAAAAGAAAUUUCAAGCCAAACACUGGAAGAGAUGUCAGAAGAUUCGGAAAAGGAAGAUUAUUCAGAUAGAUCAAUCAGUGAAGAAGAUGAAUCAGAUGAGGAUGCAUUCUUGAAAUUUGUAAGUGAAGAUAUUCAUCACUGUACACUUAUAACAGCUGACACAAUUGGUGACUCAUUCUUCCCCCGGACUACGCAGCUACUAUUGGAAUAUCAGCUAGGGAGAUGGGUGCCACGUCUUCGUGAACCACGAGAUUUAUAUGGUGUCUCUUCCUCUGGUCCACUGAGCCCGACACGGUGGCCAUACCACUGUGAGGUCAUUGAUGAAAAAGUCCAUCAUAUUGAUUGGACUCCUUCUUAUCCUGAGCCAGUGUAUAUCCCAACAGGCCUAGAAAUGGAACCCCUUUAUCCAGACUCCAAGGAAGAUACUAUAGUUUAUCUAGCUGAAGAUGCUUAUAAAGAGCCCUGUUUUGUGUAUUCUCGAGUUGGGGGCAACCGAACACCCUUGAAGCAACCUGUGGAUUCCUGUGACAACACUUUGAUGUUUGAAGCAAGGUUUGAGAGUGGUAAUCUACAGAAGGUAGUCAAAGUGGCAGAAUAUGAAUACCAGCUGACUGUGCGCCCUGACCUCUUCACAAAUAAACACACCCAGUGGUACUAUUUCCAAGUCACUAAUACCCAAGCAGGAGUAGUCUACAGAUUCACAAUUGUCAACUUCAUCAAGCCUGCUAGUCUUUACAAUCGGGGUAUGCGCCCACUGUUCUAUUCUGAAAAGGAGGCCAACACUCAUCAAAUUGGCUGGCAGAGAAUAGGAGACCAAAUCAAGUAUUAUAGGAACAACCCUGGGCAAGAUGGGCGCCAUUAUUUCUCUCUUACAUGGACAUUUCAAUUUCCACACAACAAAGAUACCUGCUACUUUGCUCACUGCUAUCCCUACACUUACACCAACCUGCAAGAAUACCUUUCUGGUAUCAAUAAUGACCCAGUACGGUCAAAGUUUUGUAAAAUACGUGUUUUGUGCCACACGCUUGCUAGGAACAUGGUGUAUGUUUUAACAAUCACUACCCCUUUGAAGAACACUGACUCAAGAACCCGAAAGGCCGUGAUUUUGACUGCAAGGGUCCAUCCAGGGGAAACCAACAGCUCUUGGAUUAUGAAAGGCUUCCUAGAUUAUAUUUUAGGAGACUCAAAGGAUGCGCAGUUGCUUCGGGACACUUUCAUCUUCAAGGUGGUACCCAUGCUGAAUCCAGAUGGUGUGAUUGUGGGAAAUUAUCGGUGUUCCUUAGCUGGACGGGAUUUAAACCGUAAUUAUACGUCUGUCAUGAAGGAAUCUUUUCCUUCUGUAUGGUAUACCCGGAACAUGAUCCGUAGAUUGAUGGAGAAACGAGAGGUUCUUUUAUAUUGUGAUAUUCAUGGCCACAGUAGGAAAGAGAACAUCUUCAUGUACGGCUGCAAUGGUACCGAGAAGUCUAAAGCACUGUACUUACAACAACGAAUCUUUCCACUUAUGUUGAGCAAAAAUUGUCCUGAUAAAUUUUCAUUCUCAGCUUGCAAAUUUAAUGUUCGGAAAAGCAAAGAAGGAACAGGAAGGGUAGUCAUGUGGAAAAUGGGAAUCAGGAACAGCUUUACCAUGGAAGCCACCUUCUGUGGAUCUACCCUGGGUAAUAAACGAGGCACUCAUUUCAGCACAAAAGACUUUGGGUCAAUGGGAUACCAUUUUUGUGAUUCUCUCUUGGACUAUUGUGAUCCCGACCGCACCAAGUAUUAUCAGUGCCUGAAAGAAUUAGAAGAAAUGGAAAAACGUAUGAACUUGGAAAAGAUCUGUGAGGAUUCAGAUAAUUCUAUGAUAGAAAUUACAUUGGAUCUAGAGUCUAGUAGCCGAGGCUCUGACAGUUCAGAAUCCAAUGACUCUCCGACUUCUCCUCCCAAUUUAACUUCUCAGAUAAAAACCAGGAAAAAAUAUCUUAAGACAAAGAAAGAAAGGAAUUCUGCCAUAGCAAGCCACCAAAAUGACAGGGAAGAAGAGGUGUAUGACAGAGGAAUUUUACUGCAAAAACAGAAAGAGUCCAUUUCUGAUGUGAAAGAUAAAAGGCCAAAUGACCCAGAUGAGUAUUUAGUUGAUUAUUUCAGAAGACACUUGCCUGAUCAAGGUUUGGAUCUGCAUCACAACUUAAAAAGCAAAAUGAAAGAAUGCACAUCUUUCCAAAGCAAGAAGACUGGCAUAAAUUGGACAGAUGAUGAGAAAAGAAUCUACAGGAAUAACAGAAUAGUUCAAACUCAAGCAAUAUUGCAAUAUUUGCUCCCUAUCACUGAUAGUACUAAAAACAUCCAAACCACUCAGAUAAAACAGCCAUUCUAUCCAAGAACCAACUUCUAAAUCCAAAAUCAACCAAAGCCAGCUACUUGCAUAAAUAUAAAGAGAUACAGCCUAUCCUGGACACCACCCAGAAACCACCCUUUUAUAACCCAAAGGAAUCUUAUGCCAAACUCUUCAGAAUGGCUCCAGUCUAUACCGAAUAGGUCAUUUGAAAGUAUGUCACUUCUCAAAAGCCCCAAGAAGAGGAAAAAACAUUCUCCAAUAGAGGCCACAAAGAAUGAAGACAUGAAGCCUCUCAGUAGCAAACGGGAGACUGCUCCUUCAAGUUUUGAAGUAGAUGCAAAUAUUAUAAAAAAUGAGAGUCUUCAAGCUGAAGAACCCAACCAGCAAAGCCCUAGGCACGUAUCCUCCCAUCUAACUAAAAAUAAGGAUGAACAGCUAAAUAAGAGUGAUGAACAGCCCCUCUUCCAUCUGAAGUUGGAAAGAAACAGUUAAUCUGGCUUGUGUGCUGUUCUAUAAACUGUGGAUGAAAGAUAACAUAUGCCUACACAGUAAGCAGGAAACAAGCCCGCCCCUCCCCCUUCCCUAGUCCUCCUCCUCCACACGCAUAUGCUAAAUUACAAAUUCUACAUAUCCCA